Yarrowia lipolytica CLIB122 is the source of this 1089-nucleotide messenger RNA. RefSeq lists its product as uncharacterized. Lineage: Eukaryota; Fungi; Ascomycota; Dipodascomycetes; Dipodascales. The record is from RefSeq and is a predicted model, not a curated record. Gene Ontology annotation, cellular component: cytoplasm. Gene Ontology annotation, molecular function: ubiquitin protein ligase binding. Gene Ontology annotation, biological process: proteasome-mediated ubiquitin-dependent protein catabolic process; regulation of proteolysis.
AUGACUCUAAUCCGCUCAGCAGCAGCAGUGUGUGGAAACAUUGUGUUUCACCAUGGAGGCCUGGCUCUCAAAGAUGACGAAUUGUGCUACACUGACGACGUGUAUCUUUACGACCUGAAAACCGCAGCCUGGACGUUUCUGAGCAAGGAGGAGCCCUACCGAGCUUCAAAGCAACACAGUAUCGGCCUCAGAGCAGAACAUACAGCUAUUCCGCUCAACCAUGAAUUGGUUCUUGUUUUUGGAGGACGGUCUCCGAAGACAUCCUCCGAGUUCUCGUCUCUCACUCAGUACUACGUCUUUGACCUCAGCAAACGCGUCUGGAUUGAACGCGACGAGCUCAAGGAGUACUCCAACAUCCCCAAGAAACUGGGAUCGCUCUACAUUGGCGAUUCGGGUGAAUAUGGUAUUUACCACGGCAUAGAAAAAUCCAAGGUUGACCGAACAGUGCUGAGAAUGGCCAACCGCACAAAGUCGGGGCCCGAUUCAAAGUCUCAGUCGUUAGUCAACGGGCUCUACAACCUCUACAAGGAGGGAAAGUGUACAGACUUCACAAUUUCAGGAGUGGACAGUGGAGGAGACACGAUAGUUGAAGACAGACAGGAAGGCGACGAGAAGCCCAAAACAGUCAGUCUCAAUGCACACACGGCCGUUCUAUAUGCCAGAUGGAAAUAUUUUGCCAACCUGUACGACUCAGGCAUGCAAGAGUCGUCUUCACGAAGCCUACACAUCGAAGAACCCUUCCCAUGGGUCAAGGCUCUAAUCCACUAUCUCUACACCGACUCAAUUGAGGAGCUGGACUUAGAGACGGUUGCCGGCGUGAUGAUUCUGGCCCACAUUUACGACCUACCGGAACUGGAAGACAUCUGCACCUCUCAAAUCUGCAACUCAGCAGCCUACUCCACCCACCAGCAAGUGCUGUUCUGGUACCGGGGCUACGUGGCAGAAAACCAGCUCGUUCAACAGAAGUUUGCCCGGCUCUGCUUCGAGUCACGAGACAAGGUGUCUAAAGUGCAGGCUUUCCAGGACUUGGAGCGGGUUGGUCUUUUGUCGACGCUCUGCUCAGACAUGUUCGCAUUGUCUGUACAGUAA